Messenger RNA from Juglans regia (Persian walnut), 2021 nucleotides. Its product is annotated as cyclin-D5-1-like. The transcript is spliced from 5 exons. Gene Ontology annotation, biological process: mitotic cell cycle phase transition; regulation of cyclin-dependent protein serine/threonine kinase activity. The record is from RefSeq and is a predicted model, not a curated record. Gene Ontology annotation, molecular function: cyclin-dependent protein serine/threonine kinase regulator activity. Lineage: Eukaryota; Viridiplantae; Streptophyta; Magnoliopsida; Fagales; Juglandaceae. Gene Ontology annotation, cellular component: cyclin-dependent protein kinase holoenzyme complex; cytoplasm; nucleus. Bases 234 to 1178 code for a protein of 314 amino acids.
UCUCGCCACAUCAAAAGACAACGCAGAAUCAAUAUCUAUAACCGCUAAAAUUUCUCACAUCUUUUGCUAAAUUAUAGCUCUCCGUCUCCAUUUCCACUUCUCCCUCUACUUCUUCCUCUUGGUCAUGGCGGUAAACAACGUGUUCUCUCUCCAAAUCAUGGAUUUAGCAGUUUUAUGCAUCUCUCCUAUGUCUUAGGUUUUCUGUUUGAUGUAGAGAGAGUGAGAGAGAGGAAAUGAGGGAGUUAAAAGUAGAUGAUGAUUCCAUCUCUGGGCUCCUCUGUCAAGAAAGUGAGACUUGUUUGGAUGACGAGCUGGUAGAGGACACCUUCAUUAACUUUACGACUUACGAUGACUGUGAAGAUGAGUACAUGGACACGUUGUUUGAAAGAGAAAUCUGUUAUGGGUUCAAAAGAAAUGAAUCCUUGGUUUUUGGAAACUGGGUCAAACGUGCUCGCUUGGAAACUAUCACAUGGAUUCUCAAAAUCAGAGCAGCAUUCGGAUUUAGUUUCCAAACAGUUCAUAUGUCUAUGACAUACUUCGAUAGAUUCCUUUCAAGGCGGUCCAUCUCUAGUGAAAAAUUGUGGGCUAUUAGAUUACUUUCAGUGGCGUGUCUUUCUUUGGCUGCGAAGAUGGAGGAGGUAAAAGUUCCAGCGUUAUCAGAGUAUCUGUUAGAGGAUUAUAACUUUGAUAGCAAAGUCAUUCAGAGAAUGGAGCUUCUGGUAUUGAGCACAUUGGAAUGGCGGAUGUGCUCAAUCACUCCUUUUGCUUUUCUUUAUUUCUUCCUCACGAAGUUGUGCGAUAUUGAGUCUCCACCAAGCAAUAUAGUGUCUAGAACUGUGGAGAUCAUGUUAGCUCUAAUGAGAGAGGUCAAUUUAAUGGGUCAUCGACCAUCUGCAAUAGCUGCUGCAUCCGCCUUGUUGGCUUUGGAUGAUAGAUUAACAAGAAGAGCAUUGGAGAUGAAGAUGAAUUCCAUUUCCCAUCGUAGAUUUCUUGAAAUUGAUGAGGUGUAUUCAUGCUAUAAUAUGAUGCGAAGAUUAGAUAUGGAGAAUCUUAAAAUUCCAAAGGUUGUAAAUUCGCCUAAUCUUUCGCCGACGACCCAAUUGAGGCCUAUUGGCCGUGUUGUAGAAAAUUCUUCGGUUACUACCAAUAAAAGAAGAAGGCUUACAUUCAGUGCCUGAGAUCAAAGUUGCGGCAUACCUGAUCAUGAUCAACUCUGCUAAAGAAAUUUGACUGUUAGAGGUUUCCAAACAUUUAUAAUUUUGGUUUUUUCAAUGAUGAUCAUUGGUCUUCUGAACUUUCUUUAAUAAUUACUUGAUGCACAUGAUUUGGGAUUUGCCUGAAUCUCCCUUAGGAACAACAAGGGAAGAGAGAAACAGUGCAGAAAAAGAGAGACCAAAAAGCAAAGCUCUGGGCUACAUAUAAAAGCUGAUCCACUGUGUAAGGGGGGGAAAACUGGGGGAAUGUGUGUGUGUGUGUGUGUGUGUGUGUGUGGUGGGGGGGACGGGGAGGCUGCGUGUAAAACACUAGAGUGUUAAUUCAUUUUUGUUCAUCUUUUUUUUUUUGUUUCUGAUCAAUUCUCCCUACCUGGUUCUUCUUUGUGGGUCUGCAAUGUCUGUUGCGAGCUGCCUUUUGGGGGGAUGCUUUGUUGGUGUUUUGAAAAGGCUGAAAGCAAGGUAGACUGAGGGAGAAAGAGGGGCAAGGAGUUGUUUAGGCUGCGUUUGGAUAGUGGAGUUACUAUUUAGUAUUUUAUUAUUAUUUUUUAUCACUACUAUUUACAGAUCAUAUGAGAUCACCUUACUACUCAUACGUGCCCAAUUCUUCAUUGCUCGUGUAAAAGUUGAAUGUGAUUGGAUUUGUCUGAAUGUUUGGGGCACCGCUCUUUUUUCUGGGUCAAGAUCAUCUGGCUAGGCUAGGUUGAGGGGACAAGAAACUCGAGACAUUGUUUGUGGAAUCAAUAGGAAUGCCUCUCUUUGUUGAUUAAACUCGAGACACUGCCGGCUACAUUUUUCGUAGCCAGCUGA